This is a messenger RNA of Manis javanica (Malayan pangolin), 4488 nucleotides long. RefSeq names its product toll like receptor 4 (gene TLR4). Lineage: Eukaryota; Metazoa; Chordata; Mammalia; Pholidota; Manidae. Gene Ontology annotation, cellular component: lipopolysaccharide receptor complex; plasma membrane. The record is from RefSeq and is a predicted model, not a curated record. Gene Ontology annotation, biological process: MyD88-dependent toll-like receptor signaling pathway; toll-like receptor 4 signaling pathway; defense response to Gram-negative bacterium. Gene Ontology annotation, molecular function: lipopolysaccharide binding; protein binding; lipopolysaccharide immune receptor activity.
GAGAAACAAAAGCACAGAAUGUUAACGUUGCCACUCUCACUUCCUCUUGCACCUUAACCCAGAACUGCUUUGAAUACAGUAAUUGCCCUGAGGCACUGAGCCAGGGAGAGAAGACAGCAGUGCCUCAGCCGUAGGCACUUAGAGCCCAUCAUGUUUUUACAGGGCCACUUCUGCUCACCGAAAAUGCUGGGAUGAUGUCUCCCACCCGCCUGGCUGGGACUCUGAUCCCGGCCAUGGCCUUCCUCACCUGCCUGCGCCCUGAGAGCUGGGACCCUUGCAUACAGGUGGUUCCUAACAUUACUUACCAAUGCAUGGAGUUGAAUUUCUACAAAAUCCCUGACAACAUUCCCAGAUCAACCAAGGAACUGGACCUGAGCUUUAACCCCCUGAGGCAUUUAGGCAGCCAUAGCUUCUCCAGCUUCCCAGAACUGCAGGUGCUGGAUUUAUCCAGGUGUGAAAUUCAGAUGAUUGAAGAUGAUGCAUAUCAGGGCCUAGAGCACCUCUCCACCUUGAUAUUAACGGGAAACCCUAUCCAGAGGUUGGCCCCGGGAGCCUUUUCAGGACUAUCAAGUUUACAAACACUGGUGGCCGUGGAGACAAACAUAGUAUCUCUAGAGGACUUCCCCAUUGGACAUCUCAGAACUCUGAAGGAGCUUAAUGUGGCUCACAAUCUUAUCCAUUCUUUCAAGUUACCUGAGUAUUUUUCUAACCUGUCCCACCUGAAGGACUUGGACCUUUCUGAUAACAAGAUCCAAAAUAUUUACCUUAAAGACUUGCAGGUGCUACAUCAAAUGCCCCUACACAAACUCUCUUUAGACUUGUCCCUGAAUCCUCUGGACUUUAUCCAACCAGGUGCCUUUAGAGAAAUUAAACUCCGUGAACUGACUUUGAGAAGUAAUUUUCACAGUACAGAUGUAAUGAAAACUUGUAUUCAAGGUCUGGUUGGUUUAACAACCAAUCGGUUGGUUCUGGGAGAAUUUAGAAAUGAAAGGAAUGUGGAAAAAUUUGAUAAAUCUGUCCUGGAGGGGCUGUGCAAUUUGACCAUUGAAAAAUUCCAGAUAUCAUACUUCAAUUACUUCUCAGUUGAUACUUCUGACUUAUUUAAUUGUUUGGCAAAUGUUUCUGCAAUUUCUCUGGCGCAUCUGCAUUCAAACCAACUAGAAGGCCCUUGGAAAGGUUUCAGAUGUCAAUACUUAGAACUGUUUAAAUGUAAAUUUGAACAAUUUCCCAUACUGGAGCUCGACUCUCUCACAACGUUUGUUUUCACUGCCAACAAAGGGAUGAACACUUUUACUGAACUUAAGCUACCAAGGCUUGAGUUUCUAGAUCUCAGUAGAAAUGGCUUAAAUUUCAAGGGUUGCUGUUCUGAGACUGAUUUUGGGACAACCAGUCUCAAGUAUUUAGAUCUGAGCUUCAAUUAUAUUAUUACCAUGCAUUCAAACUUCAUGGGCUUAGAGCAGCUGGAAUAUCUGGAUCUCCAGCAUUCCAAUCUGAAACAGGCCAAUGACUUUUCAAUAUUUCUAUCACUCAAAAACCUCCGUUACCUUGAUAUUUCUUAUACACAAACCCGAAUUGUCUUCCAUGGCAUCUUUGAUGGCUUGGUCAGCCUCGAAGUCUUGAAAAUGGCUGGCAAUUCUUUUCAGAACAACAUCCUUCCAAAUAUUUUCUCAGAUCUGACUAACCUGACCACACUGGACCUCUCUAAGUGUCAACUGGAAGAGGUGUCCCAGAUGGCAUUUGACUCACUCUCUAGACUUCAGUUGCUAAAUAUGAGUCACAACAACCUCUUGUCAUUGGAUAUACUUAUUUAUAAACCUCUCCACUCCCUCCAGAUUCUGGACUGCAGCUUCAAUCGUAUAGUAGCCUCCAGGGUGCAAGAAACACAGCAUUUUCCAAGUAGUCUAGCUUCCUUAAAUCUUAGUUGGAAUGACUUUGCUUGUGUUUGUGAACACCAGGGUUUCCUGCAGUGGGUCAAGGACCAGAGGCAGCUCUUGGUGGAAGUUGAACAACUGGUGUGUGCAAAGCCUUUAGAUAUGCAGGAUGUACCUUUGCUGAGUUUUAGGAGUACCACCUGUCAGAUAAGCAAGACUAUCAUUAGUGUGUCAGUUCUCACUGUACUCAUACUGUGUGUGGCAGUAGUUUUAGUCUAUAAGUUCUAUUUCCACCUGAUGCUUCUUGCUGGCUGCAAAAAGUAUGGCAGAGGUGAAAGCACCUAUGAUGCCUUUGUUAUCUACUCAAGCCUGGAUGAAGACUGGGUGAGGAAUGAAUUAGUAAAGAACUUGGAGGAAGGAGUGCCCCCUUUCCAUCUUUGCCUUCACUACAGAGACUUUAUUCCUGGUGUGGCCAUCGCUGCCAACAUCAUCCAGGAAGGUUUCCACAAAAGCCGGAAGGUUAUUGUCGUGGUGUCCCAGCACUUCAUCCAGAGCCGAUGGUGCAUCUUUGAGUAUGAGAUUGCCCAGACCUGGCAGUUCCUGGGCAGUCACGCUGGCAUCAUCUUCAUCGUCCUGCAGAAGCUGGAGAAGUCCCUGCUCCGGCAGCAGGUAGAGCUGUAUCGCCUCCUCAGCAGGAACACUUACCUCGAGUGGGACGACAGUGUCCUGGGGCGGCACAUCUUCUGGAGACGGCUCAGAAAAGCCUUGCUGGAUGGGAAGCCAUGGAGUCCAGAAGGAACAGCAGAUGCAGAGAGCAGCCAGCCCAAAGCAACAACCUCCAGCUGAGGAGGAAAAACUCCUCAAGUGCUUCUUGCCCAGCUAGACCCAAUACUUGUUCAGUUAACAAGUAUUAAAUGCUGCAACCUAUUAGCCAGUGUGCUAAAAGCAGGUGAUUCAGUGGUGUAUAAAAUACACAGCACUACUAAUCUCAUGGAGUUUACAGUGCACAGGGAUAAAUAUCAUGCUAAAAUACAGAACCUCUAGGUGGAUGCUUCAACCAACUCAGCUAAGGAGUCUCUGACAGGAAAAAUCAGCUCAACUCUUACACCAUCAAAUUAAAUUAGAACUAAGAGACUGAGCCCCAGUGAGAUCAGAAAAAGACCUAGUUCUUCAGCUGAGUCUUUUGAAUGGAAACUACUUCGUGUUACAUGUUUCAGCCAUCUCAAAACAAAGUGGUUUUGGUAGCUGCAGCUAAGCUGGGUCUUUGCUCACUUUAUUCUUUUCUGUUGAAUCCUGUUUAAAUUCUACUUGAUGGCUCAGGAGACUCCGGAUUCAGAUCCCAGCUCCACUUUCAGUCAGUUUCCUUACUGGUUAAAAAUCCCAUAACUAAUAGCUAAGGAAACCAGAUUCACAAACAUCCUGCUCAUUUCUUAGCAUGUUCUAUUUAUUAACUAAUAGUCCCUGAUACAUUUUCAUUUUUAUAGAUCCAGUUCUCAUUUUUCAUGUCUUCCCUAUGAUUCUUGUCAUAAAUAAAUCUGGUAGAGGUACUCUGGAAAUAUCCACAUUUAACCACUAUCUUUCAGACAAACAUGUAAAAUGUACGCUGUCACUUUGUCACUUGAUGUCGUUCUAAAGUUAUUAUGUACUAAGUUAGGACUGUCAUGAAAGUAGCAUUAAAAUAAUUUGGUUCAAAGUGGCACUUACUGUAAUAGAGGGGAACAAUUCAAAAUUCCGGGUCUCAUAAUGAGCAAUUAAAAUUGGAGGCAGGGCAAGAAGUGGGAUGACCUCAGGAGGUCAGCCCUUCUUGAUGAUCUCAGAGACCUGUGGGCUAAUAUAGCUGACGUGAGCACACGACACGAUCUGCAGCAAAGGUUUCUACUGCCGCAAAUGAGUAUUGUUUGAUGCAACACAAUCUUUCAAGGGGUUGUGAAAUGGUUCAAGGUGGGAAGCAUGUGUUGCUUUCAUUUCAUGACCCCAUUUUGUAAAGAGUAGAUGUUAUCACUGAGAAAAUAAUGUCCCUGAGGUUAAUGUGAGUCACAUGAAGGGGAAAUCUUAGAAAAGCAGGAUCACCCAGGUUCCCCAGAAUGGUGCAUUCAAAGAAAGAGCAAUGAGAAUAUGUGGGAAAUGGGACUGUCAAAAACUGGAAAUAUGGGCAUGGUUGGGAAUGUGAUUGUGACUGAGUAUUUCAGAGUGUAUUUUGAUUGGAGCAUGCUUGGAAUCACCGAGCAUACCUGGGUGUGCUUAUAGGCCUUAUGAGCUAGUGAAAGGGGGUAUAUGUAUUUGUGCACAUGCCUCUGUGUCUGUGUACAUGCAGUAACAUGUGUGUCUAUGUGAUCAUGUCUGCAUGGAAGAGAAUGUGAUUAAACUUCAAGGGGAAUAUGUGCAUUUGAUGUGGAUGUCUACAGCAGCAGACAGGUUUUCUUCUGAGAUAGGUUCUCUUCUCCUGUCUUUGUAUGGGAUUGCUUAUAUACAAAUGUCUGCUUUAAAUUCUGAGUGUACAUGAAGGCAUGUGCUUCAGGCUAUAUGUGAGUAUACCUGUGUUGAUAUUUGAGCAUGCAUUCUUCAUGUGUGUGUUAGUUCAAGCAAAUAUACAAGACUCCAAAGAGGAAAAUCAAAA